AUGUCACCGUAUCGGUUGGUGUAUGGAAAGCCUUGCCAUCUACCAGUAGAAUUAGAGCAUAAGGCUUGGUGGGCUGUGAAGAAGUUUAACAUGGACAUGGUUGCAGCAGGACAACAACGACUGCUUCAAUUACAUGAAUUAGAAGAAAUUCGUAAUGAGGCUUAUGAGAGUUCGAAGAUCUACAAGGAGAACACCAAAGCGUUUCAUGAUAAACAUAUUCUUCGAAAGAGUUUUGUGGAAGGCCAGAACAUUCUCAUGUAUCACUCUCGCCUUAAACUCUUUCCGGGGAAAUUAAAACCUCGAUGGUCGGGUCCUUUCAAUGUUAUCAAGGUCUUUCCUCAUGGAGCAGUAGAAGUUACAAGUCCAAGUACCGAAAAGUCUUUCAAGGUGAAUGGUCACAUAUUAAAGCCAUAUUACGAAUCGAUGGAGGAAGAACAAGCUAUUGUGAUUUACCUUGUCGAUCCGGAAUAUGUGGAUGAAGAGUGA
Humulus lupulus (European hop) is the source of this 486-nucleotide messenger RNA. RefSeq lists its product as uncharacterized. The transcript has a single exon. The record is from RefSeq and is a predicted model, not a curated record. Bases 1 to 486 code for a protein of 161 amino acids. Lineage: Eukaryota; Viridiplantae; Streptophyta; Magnoliopsida; Rosales; Cannabaceae.